UGGGGGUGGGGAGAGGUGGCGGUUGACCUGGCGACCGCGGCGGCGCUGGAGGCUAGAGGCGCGGAUCGGCUCGCUCCUUGCCCGGAGGAGGCCUCUGGGGACAUGGCGCCGCGCCCUCCACGGCCGCCGCGCCUUCCUGGCGCCCAGCUCCGCCCUCCGCCCGCCCAGGGCUGACGGAGCCCGGCAGCCAUGAGCGCCAACCCCCAGUGGGACAUCAGCAGGACGCUGGCGGUGGCCAGGCUCUUCCACCUGGUGUGCGGGGUCCGGGAUGCCUGCGUGAACCCGUUCCUGACCCUCUACCUAAGGCAACUGGGCUUAGCCGCCGCCUGGGUGGGCAUCCUAAUGGGAACCAAGCACCUGAUCGCAGCCUUCUGGGCUCCCUUCUGUGCCUUCCUGGCCAAAAGCUACCAGAAAAGGAGGGUGCUUCUGAUAGGCUCGCUGUUUGGCUCGGCGGGAGCCAGCCUGUUGAUGGUCCUGGUGCCGCCGUUGGACAAAGACCUGGUGUACAGCUCCUGUAACGGAAGUCACGGCGCGACCGCUGCAGCCCUACCACCGGGGGUCGCACCAUCUGUGAACAUCACCUCCGCCCAAGAGCCAGCCUUCAACUACCCAGCGGGGGCGCCCAGCCUCGCAGCCAGGAGGAGUACUGGGAUGGUGGAAGCCUCUGGCCUCAGUGAAACCCCUGGGGAAGGUGUCCAAGAACCUGCCAGUCAUCUGCCCAGCUACUCUGUGGGCUCGGCUGGAGGAGCCAGGACCACACCCCCGGUUCUCCAUCCUGUUACUCCAGGAGUAAAAGAUACUCCUUGGGAAGGUGCCUUCAAGGUAGUCAGUACUGCCCUCCCUUUGCUUGCUGGGGGCACAGAGCUGGGAACUCCAGCCAACUUGUCAGCAGCCAAGGGGCAUGACCGCACCUUUGACCUCUCCUUGAAAGCGUUGCGAUGGACUUUCAUCCUGUCCUUGGGGUCCGUGGUGCUCUGGGAGCUGCUGACAGCCCCUCUGGAGCAGGUGGCAGACGACAGCCUUUAUGAGUACCUGGAUUUUGUGGAUGCUACUGACCGUUACAGAAGCCUGUGGAUCUGGAGGCUGCUGGGCAUGUCAGCAGGUGUGUGUGGCAUCUCAGCCUUGGUGGAGCAGCUGGACUGCUACUUGAUGACAAAUGGCCCCCGGGGUGUGGUGCACUUCUAUGGCUACUCAUUGGUCAGCCUCCUGGCUUUACUGGUGAGCGUCGCCUUUCCCGUCCCUACCUGCAGGCGGCAGGAGCCCCGCUACAAAACCAUCAAAGCACUGUCUCUCAUAGGGGGCAAUCCCCGCCUCAUUCUCCUGGCCCUCACUGUCUUCUUGCUAGGAGCUGCCACCAGCACGGUGCAGAACUUCCUGUUCUGGCACAUGGAAGACCACGGGAGCAGCGAGCUGAUCAUGGGUUUCUCGGUUGCCCUGGGUUUGCUGGGGGAAAUUCUACUGCAUCCAUUCAAAACUGUGCUGCUUAGGAAACUGUCCAGGGUGGGCACCGCGGGGCUGGGGCUGGGCUGCCUCUCAGGGCAGCUGCUGUACUACUCUUUCCUCUGGAGCUGGUGGUCCAUCCUCCCUGCUCAGAUCUUGAGUGCUGUCAGCAACGGGGCUCUGUGGUGGGCGAUGAAGGCUUCAGUAGAGGACCUGGCCACCCCUGGAACAGAGAGACCUCUGAGUUUCAUGUUCCGAGGCCACUUUUACUGGGGCGGGGCCAGCAUGGGCAGCUUUGUGGGAGGCUUCGUGGUGACACGCUUCAGCCUGGCUGUGCUCUACCAGUCCUGCUGCGUAAUCCUGUUGCUCUGGCUCACCUUGUUCCUGUCCAUCUGGCUGAGACUGCCCCCAGAACAGAAAAUCAACUACUCAAAGCUGCUGGCCAUGGAGGCAAGUGACACAAGCGAUUCUGAGCAGGGGACCGAACAGGACUGGCUUGUGAAAGCCAUGAGGGAGGAACACUCAGACUGGAAGAGCUGAAAGAUAGUCGAGAUACACUGAACUGGGAAAGCACCCAAGGGCUGCACCAAACUCAGCCUGCUGAGGACAAAUCCAUGAGUCCCGCCCGGGCUUCUGGGGUCUUUGGGAGAGGAGCAUGUCUGUGGUGAAGCCCCAUGAGAUCAAGUCAUUGCACGAUUUUCUUUACUUUUAUGGUAAAAGGAGAUUUAACGCUUUGCGGUUCAAUCUUAAAUGAUGGAGCAAGAAUAUAUUUGCUAAAAAACAAAAAAAAAGUUCCCUUUGUAUUCACUCUAUUUUGGUUUAUAAGGUUUGCAAGCUUCACUAGUACUGACUCUGGUGCAGUUGAUUUCAGCCAUGGCAGGAGUGCUCAAAUCAAACCGGCAGUGCUGGGAAGGCAAAGGGGACUUACAGGAUUCAAUUGGCAAAGGGUGUGCCUGGCUUCGAUGAAUCAUGCUCAUUCCCGUGGCUCCUAAAGCUGUGAACGUGAUGCUGUAACAGCCAUGCUGCGGGCAGGUGACAAGGUCACUGGCAGCGGCUCCCACAGAUGGACUCAGAGCCUUGGCCAGCUUCCUGAAGCAGGGAGAGGAGCACACUUACAGAACAUCACAGUCAGAAGGAAAGGGAUGCUUUCAGAUGCUGCCUCACAGAGCUGUUCAUCUGGACCAGUGGGAAUUCUCUUCUCAGAAAUGCCAGCAUUGAGAAAUUGGCAGCAGAACGCAGCAGGGAGUUAUUCACCACUUCAAGGAUAAGCCACAGAGCAGGCUGAGGUUUGGGGCCAGGCUCCAAGGUCAGAGUUGGCCUGUGACUAGCCAGUGAGAUGAGCAUAACCGGGGUUCCACCUCAUCCUUUCCCUCUAAGAGGCCCUUGAAACUGCUCCUGAAGGGCCUGUCGCCUUCCGCCUCGGCAAACUGCCAAAGUAGGAUAACAGAAUCCUUCCAUGAAAAGAUGGCUGGGCUCAGUGAGGCAACUGCCUUGCACAAUUCUAUUAGUGAAAACCCACAUGAGCCACCUUUAGAAACACCACUCUGCAGGGGAACAUAACUGAGCCCUAGAUCCAGGAAAGUAAGCAGAUAAAAAUGCGCUCCUGUCGACACUAAAUAUACUUUGGGAGAAAAAAAGUGAGAGGAUUUUUAUAAUUUUGCUCUUGAAAUUAUUUCGUCUAUGAGUAACUCAUUUAAUUCGCAAUUUGCUUUGAUUUUUCUCCAGAAAUCUGUGCAUAAUUGGGAAUUCUUGAGAAGUGAGAGAAUCAGCUCCACAGAUUACUUUCAAAUGUGUGAAAUGCUUUAUGAAUGCUGAAGUUAACAACUCAUGAAGUUGGAAUAUUACGUUUAUAUGUAUUUAAUUAAACACUAUUUUGUGGUUUCCUUAUUGUAUUUUGGAGCCAAUAAUCCUUUCCAGGUUUCAUACAUUGUUGUAGGCUCUGGAAAAGCUCACAGACCCUGGGUCCUACACAGGGCCUGGAGGAGGAGAAUCCCAAUUGGAGAGAUUUUCGGGAGAUGCCCAUGUCUGUGGGCAGUGAUGGCUUCUUUGUCCUAACUUCCCACCCCUCCCCACUCACAGUCACUUGUGGUGGACCAAGGGCAAGGCCCUGAAGACAGCACGCCCAAACGUAAUCACUAGAGUUAGUUUAUUCCCUGUUUCUUCCCUCAAACACCGUAAGAGUGGGAACCUUGUUUUAUUCACUGCUGUAUCCGCAGCCUUGAAGAGUGUGAAGCAUAUCACAGGUAUUGAAUGUAAGUAUUUGUUGAAUGCGUGGUCGCCUCUGGGAAAUGGGAUUUGGAUGGUGGAUAAAUAGGACUGCAGCUGUAUCUAUAUUGUUUGAAUGAUGUAUAAUGAGAAUAUGUGUUAUCUGGACAGAUUUUACAUCUUUGCAACACUGAGUCAUCAGUCAGAAAUUUUAAGUCUUUACUCAAUCAUUCUUUUAUAUCCCUCAGUAAAAAUCUCAAGUUCUCUUUUUAAAGAUCUUGCACAUCUUGUUAACUUUAUUUCAAGAAUUUUCUUUUGUUGCUGUCAAUACAAAUGGGUGUCUUUUUCUAUCAUUUUUUCAAGAUUGAAAAAGUAACAAAGUCAUUGUAAAAAAAAAUUAAAUAAUACAGGAAUAUAGAAUAAAAAGUGAAAGAACCACCCCCUCAUGCCAUUUCCAUCCUCAGAGCUUUUCCUUCUAGAAAAUAUCCUUCUAGAGCUUUUGCUAAACUUAACCGUACACACACACACACACACACUGACUAUGCAUAUAAAUCAACCUUGCACUUAUAAAUUGCAUAGUAUUACAUUAUAUUUGAAUCAUUUUUUAUUAAUUCUCUUGGAUUUUCAUAGUACAUGGAUUUUCACAGCAUCUGCUAUUUAUGUAAAAAAAAAAAGAGACAAAAGGAGGGGGAAAAAAUCUUAAUUUUAUUAUCUUUUGCAAUAGCUAGAGCAUCCAGAACAAUGUUUUGUAGUGACAGAAGAAUGCCUGUCAUGUCCCUGACUUUAACAAGGACAUCUUUGGUGAGAAUUUCAGUGCUGUCUGUUGAGUUCAGAGGUUUUCAUCAUGUUAAUAAAGCGCCUUUGUGUACUGAUAGUUUGAUGGGUUUUGUAAAUCAGAAUGGAUGUUGGAUUUUUCAACGUCAUGUUGGCAACUAUCACAAUGAUCCCAAGUCUUUUCUCUUGAGACAUAUUAGUAGAAUUAAUUUUUUAAUAGAUUUCAUAAUAUUAAACCAUUUUUGUAUU
Manis javanica (Malayan pangolin) is the source of this 4668-nucleotide messenger RNA. It is a transcript of the gene MFSD6L, whose product is annotated as major facilitator superfamily domain containing 6 like. NCBI's taxonomy places the organism in Eukaryota, Metazoa, Chordata, Mammalia, Pholidota, Manidae. The record is from RefSeq and is a predicted model, not a curated record. Gene Ontology annotation, cellular component: membrane.